AUGAGUCGCCAAGCCAGUCGCAGCCAGCAGCAGUCCUUCCGGUCCUCCAGCCAGAGCUGCCGCCAGGGCUUCAGCGGCAGCUCAGCCGUGGUCUCCGGCCAGAACCGGAGCAGCUGCAGCCAGACAUGCGGCUCCCGAUCUGGCGGCGGUGGCGGGGGCAGCGGGUCCGCGGCUUGUGCGCUGAUGUGGGGCACAUACGGCAGCAGGAGCCUCUACAACCUGGGCGGGAAUAAGAAGAUCUCCAUCAGCGUGGCCGGAGGCAGCAUGCAGCCGGGCUUCUGGGGGGCCGGUGGUUUCAGAGGCGGCAGCAGAGGAAUGAGCGCGGGCUUUGGUGGAAGGACUGGGGGCUUUGGAGGUUUCAGCGGGGGCGCUGGAGGCUUCGGUGGAGGAGCUGGAGGCUUCGGUGGAGGAGCUAGAGGUUUCGGUGGUGGUGCCGGAGGUUUCGGCGGAGGAGCUGGAGGUUUCGGUGGUGGCGCUGGUGGUUUCGGUGGCCCAAGUGGCUUUAGUGGCCCUGGUAGCUUCGGCGGGCCAGGUUUUGGUGCCGGUGGCUUCCCCGGGGGAAUCCAGGAAGUGACUGUCAACCAGAGCCUCCUGCAGCCCCUCAAUGUGGAGAUCGACCCCCAGAUCGGACAAGUCAAGACGCAGGAGCGGGAGCAGAUCAAGACCCUCAACAACAAGUUCGCCUCCUUCAUCGACAAGGUGCGCUUCCUGGAGCAGCAGAACCAGGUCCUGGAGACCAAGUGGCGCCUCCUGCAGGAGCAAGGCUCUGACUCCAGCAGCAGCAACAACAACCUGGAGCCGUUUUUCGAGAACUACAUCAGCAGCCUCAAGGACUUCCUGAACGGGCUGCACAACGAGAAGGACAAGCUGCAGGACGAGCUGAGGGGCAUGGAGGAGCUGGUGGAGGACUUCAAGAUGAAGUAUGAAGAGGAGAUCAACAAGCGCACAGCCACAGAGAACGACUUUGUGGUCUUGAAGAAGGAUGUGGAUGCUGCCUACAUGACGAAAGUGGAGUUGGAGGCCAAGGUGGAGAGUUUGGUGGAUGAGAUCAACUUCCUGAGGGCCCUCUACGAGGCCGAGCUGGCCCAGAUGCAGUCAGACACCAGCGACACGUCCGUGGUCCUGUCCAUGGACAACAACCGCUCUCUGGACCUGGACAGCAUCAUCGCCGAGGUGCGCGCCCAGUACGAGCUGAUCGCCCAGAGGAGCAAGGCCGAGGCCGAGGCGCUGUACCAGAGCAAGCUGGGUGAGCUGCAGAACACAGCGGGCAGGCACGGGGACGACCUGAGAAGCACCAAGAGCGAGAUCUCCGAGAUCAACAGACUGAUCCAGAGGCUGCGGGUUGAGAUCGAGAGCGUCAAGAAGCAGAAUGCCAACCUGGAUACGGCCAUCGCCGAUGCAGAGCAGCGUGGGGAGCUGGCCCUCAAGGACGCCAACGCCAAGGUCCAGGAGCUGCAGGCCGCCCUGCAGCAGGCCAAGGAGGAGCUGGCCCGGCUGCUCAAGGAUUACCAGGAGCUGAUGAACGUCAAGCUGGCCCUGGACGUGGAGAUUGCCACCUACAGGACCCUCCUGGAGGGCGAGGAGUGCCGGAUGUCCGGGGAGUGCCAGAGCUCCGUGAGCAUUGAGAUGGUUCACAACUCCAGCGGCGGGAGCAGCAGCGGCGGCGGUAGCGGCGGCGGCAGCGGCUACGCGGGCGGCGCCAGGGGCGGCAGCGGCUCUCUGGGCGGAGGCGCCGGGGGUCGCGGGGGUCUGGGCAGCCGCGGGGGCUCAGGCGGCGGCAGCUCCGGCGCGCGCGGCGGCUCCUAUUCCAGCGGCUCCAGCUCCAUGGCGCGCCGGGGCGCGUCCAGCGCGGGCGGCGGCAGCUCGGUGGUGCGCGGGGGCUCCGGCGCCUUCAGCAGCGGCAGCAGCAGCUACUCCCGGGUCUCUCAAAGUUCCUCCCAGAGCCAGCGAUCCCAACAAAAAUUCUAACCGGUGGCCCGGGCUCCCAGCCCCUUCCGUCCCACCUUGCACCCCAGCCCCGCGCGUCCCUUGCACUCCCUGAAACAGUGACACUCUUCCCCUGGAGCAGUUUCAGACCU
Sorex araneus (European shrew) is the source of this 2078-nucleotide messenger RNA. Its product is annotated as keratin, type II cytoskeletal 3-like. Bases 1 to 1968 code for a protein of 655 amino acids. The transcript has 9 exons. Gene Ontology annotation, cellular component: keratin filament. The record is from RefSeq and is a predicted model, not a curated record. Gene Ontology annotation, molecular function: structural constituent of skin epidermis. Gene Ontology annotation, biological process: intermediate filament organization; keratinization. NCBI's taxonomy places the organism in Eukaryota, Metazoa, Chordata, Mammalia, Eulipotyphla, Soricidae.